Messenger RNA from Saccharomyces paradoxus, 930 nucleotides. RefSeq names its product ADP/ATP carrier protein AAC1 (gene AAC1). NCBI's taxonomy places the organism in Eukaryota, Fungi, Ascomycota, Saccharomycetes, Saccharomycetales, Saccharomycetaceae. Gene Ontology annotation, molecular function: ATP:ADP antiporter activity. The record is from RefSeq and is a predicted model, not a curated record. Gene Ontology annotation, cellular component: mitochondrial inner membrane. The transcript has a single exon. Gene Ontology annotation, biological process: mitochondrial ATP transmembrane transport; mitochondrial ADP transmembrane transport. The coding region runs from base 1 to 930 and encodes 309 amino acids.
AUGUCUCAAACAGAAACACAGACUCAGAAGUCACACUUCGGUGUAGACUUCCUCAUGGGCGGCGUUUCUGCUGCCAUUGCAAAGACGGGUGCCGCUCCCAUUGAACGGGUGAAACUAUUGAUGCAGAAUCAAGAAGAGAUGCUCAAACAGGGCUCACUAGACACACGGUACCUGGGAAUUGUGGACUGCUUCAAGAGGACUGCGACUCAUGAAGGUAUUGUGUCGUUUUGGAGGGGUAACACCGCCAAUGUUUUCCGGUAUUUCCCCACGCAGGCGUUGAAUUUUGCCUUCAAAGACAAAAUUAAAUCGUUGUUGAGUUAUGACAGAGAGCGGGAUGGGUACGCCAAGUGGUUUGCUGGGAACCUGUUUUCUGGUGGAGCUGCUGGUGGUUUAUCGCUACUAUUUGUAUACUCAUUGGAUUACGCAAGGACACGGCUUGCUGCGGACGCUAGGGGGUCCAAGUCGACCUCGCAAAGACAAUUCAGUGGACUGCUAGACGUGUAUAAGAAGACGCUGAAAACGGACGGGUUUUUGGGCCUGUACCGUGGGUUCGUGCCCUCAGUGCUAGGUAUCAUCGUGUACAGGGGUCUGUACUUUGGUCUGUACGAUUCUUUCAAGCCUGUGCUUUUGACGGGAGCUCUUGAAGGAUCCUUUGUUGCCUCUUUCUUGUUGGGUUGGGUCAUCACCAUGGGUGCUUCGACUGCGUCGUAUCCCUUGGAUACCGUGAGAAGAAGAAUGAUGAUGACUUCGGGCCAGACCAUUAAGUACGAUGGUGCUCUGGACUGCUUAAGAAAGAUCGUCCAACAAGAGGGCGUCUAUUCCUUGUUCAAGGGCUGUGGUGCAAAUAUAUUUAGAGGAGUGGCCGCUGCUGGUGUCAUCUCAUUGUACGACCAGUUGCAACUGAUAAUGUUCGGUAAAAAAUUCAAGUGA